Molecule: messenger RNA, 970 nt
Organism: Cantharellus anzutake
Lineage: Eukaryota; Fungi; Basidiomycota; Agaricomycetes; Cantharellales; Hydnaceae
Exons: 2
Coding region: 365-898 (177 amino acids)
Source: RefSeq, a predicted model, not a curated record
CAUUGACUCAGCAUAACAGACAGCUUCCCCAAUUUGUGCACCACUUGGCGAAGGGAGCGUGAACUGGCCACGGCCCACCUAGGCCUGAAAUCCGUAUCGUUAAUGGUACUUUUGUCAAUCUCCGUUAUGCGUUGGACUCGGACAAACUUGACCAUCGUAAUGGUAAACCCGCCCAAUUCUCAAAGCAGCCCUCUUGCAAAUAUAGUCCUCAGAUUCAGAAGACGUAGUGUCAUUCGAGAUUGACGGACUCUUCGGUUUAGGUGGAGGACGUCCAAUACAUGCUGAUAUCUGUUUGGCUCAUGUACACACAAAGAUGAAUAGAAGACAACCCAAAUAUGACGUUCAUCCCGUACGUUCGUGACCGAUGGAAAGGGAUUUCAUGUACGGGAGUGGUGAUGAACAGUCCGAUGGAGUAGAACCAAGACGCAGGCCAUUUAGACGUAAAUGUAGUCUAACACGGGGAACAUUUUGUGGUGUUGAAAAGGGACAGCGUCGUCAACCCAGAUGCUCCAGCUAUUCCAAGCACACCGGUUUGAAGCACGAACUUCGUCACUCGAUUUUUGUCGUCGUGCUCAAAUCGACAGGUAACCUCAACGUCACGUUGAAUCCCUUCGGGCUGCCAAUGUUCCCCAAGUUCACCUCCCACAAAUCUAUACCACCAAUACUGAUUCCCUUCCCACCAGGGCCACUACCAAGGUUAUGCAGACCCAAUCCGCCAUCUGCUCCAGGAACGGGGGCCACAGCCGGGAUGGGAAGCCCCAAGAAUGACACCCCGCGCUGUUCCAAAGAGAGCGUAGAAUUGAUGGUUGCUUUGGAUGAAAGGGGAUAUGUGGAAUGUCACGAUGAACUCCUCACCGAGGUGGAGGAUUUUUGUUGGGGCAGAAAUGCUGUCGAUUAGGGCGCAAGUUGAAGAGAUAAGGAGGAAGAUGAGUGAGAGGGCGGAUGUGAGGGCGUGGAUCUCCAUAAGUGA